Galeopterus variegatus (Sunda flying lemur) is the source of this 611-nucleotide messenger RNA. It is a transcript of the gene LY6G6C, whose product is annotated as lymphocyte antigen 6 complex, locus G6C. The transcript is spliced from 3 exons. The record is from RefSeq and is a predicted model, not a curated record. Lineage: Eukaryota; Metazoa; Chordata; Mammalia; Dermoptera; Cynocephalidae. The coding region runs from base 60 to 437 and encodes 125 amino acids. Gene Ontology annotation, cellular component: protein-containing complex; external side of plasma membrane.
AUCCCAGAAAAUCUACUCUGUCAGCUGCUGCAGCUGCUACCAUUCUCAGGACCCUCACCAUGAAAGGCCUUCUGUUGCUCACCCUGUCUGCUCUGCUCUGCUGGGUCUCAGCUGACAUUCGCUGCCACUCCUGCUACAAGGUCCCUGUGCUGGGCUGUGUAGACCGGCAGUCCUGCCUCUUGGAACCAGGACACCAGUGCCUGACAACAAAUGUGUACCUCGGUAAGAUGUGGGUUUUCUCUAACCUGCGCUGUGGUACACCGGAAGAGCCCUGUCGGGAGGCCUUCAACCAAACCAACCACAAGCUGGGCCUGACCUAUAACACCACCUGCUGCAACAAGGACAGCUGCAACAGCCCAGCCCCCCGGCCGGCUCCGGCCCUGGCCCUGGUCUUCCUCACCUCCUUGGCUGGCCUUGGCCUCUGGUUGCUGCACUGAGACUCACUCCAUGGCUGCCCCUCCACCCACCUGCCUUAGCCUGAGCCUCUCUCCCUGAGUCUCCGUAUCCCCUGGCUUUCCAGUAUGGCCUCUCCCUAGCUCCCUUUACAUUUCCCCAGUCCCUUCACAUUUCUUUAAUUAGACUCUGGAGUGGUCUCCCUAUCCAUCCCUCCC